AGACGAUCUCUGUGCGUACCUGUCGCUGGGAUACUUUGCCCUCCUCUUCUGUCCAGAGUCACGCCAUUGGUAGAUGACUGAUGGGGAGGAAGCAAGUUUUUACCUUCUGCCACUGGACUCUGUGUUGAACUCGGAAAGAAGGAAAGAAGGAAAGAAGGAAAGGAAGCGACCCCGUACGUACGAAGGAGCCCUCGAGGAGCCGCGUGGUUCCGUCAUGGAGUUCGGCGAAGAGCCGUCGCCCGCUUUGGCUUUCGAGAAGGACGCGUUCGAGCUCACGGUUGAAGACGUCUACGACAUCUCGUACGUGAUCGGACGAGAUCUGUUGAAAAUAAGCAGCACGGGCGAAGAGGUCUCGGACCUACAGUUCAGAAUAGUCCGCGUGCUGGAGAUGUUCGAGACUCUGGUCAAUAAGUACAACUUGUCUCUGGAGGAGCUGAAAAUGGAGCGGGACAACUUGAAGAGCGAACUGGACCGGAUCGUGACGGAGAGCUCGUCCGAGCCGGGCACGCAAACGGCGGGUCCGAACCAGCUGCUGGUGGACCUGACGGACCCCAACAGACCGCGCUUCACCAUGCAGGAGCUGAAGGAGGUUCUGCAGGAGAGGAACCAGCUCAAAGCGCAGCUCAUGGUGGCUCAGGAGGAGCUUCAGCUGUACAAGAGUGGGAUUCUGCCACAGACGGAAGCAGCCAUGGUGGAGGUGGAUCUGGACGCCCCCCCAGAGCACAGCGUGAGUCCAGCAUUAACUAACAAUGCAAAAGAGGAGAAGACCACCAUCGGCAAACUGUUUUCAUUCCGGCGAAAAUAAGGAUCUCAGAAGAACGGACCACGAGACAAACAGGAUUUAUCGGUGCUUUGCUCAUCAUUUAACCACUUUUAGGAUUUUUAUUUUUUACCACGUCUGCUUGUCAAACUAACAAGCACUGUAUUUUGUACUGAUCAUUUUUACCUAAAAUAGUUAAACAUAGUGGAUUAAGUAGAAAUAUAUAUUGUGUGUAAAGAAAUGAAACUGGAAAGUAUUAUCUCACCACUGUUAGUGAUUAUGUUGAAGCCCUCGCACAAAAUGAAGUCAUUUAUAAGCUUAAUCAUUGAUUUGAAUUUGACGUGUUCAGAUUCAAAUCAAUGAUAAAAGUUUAAAACAUUCAUCUCAUGGAAGUAGACAAAUAAGAUUGUAUUCCUAAUUCAGUUAAAGUCCACUCCCAGUGUUGUUGCACAUAUUUCUAAUAAAUAUAUAGCCACACUACGUAUUUAUUCUGUCAACAUUUGCAUUCUAUAACUAAAAGAAAUCAGUUGUAAGGCAAACAAACAUUUUGACAAAAGAUGACACUUAGGGUGUACAUAUAGGGUGCGUGCCGUACCUCUAUAUCUAUACAAGUAGGACAUUUCAGUAAAAUACCUAAAUUAAAUGGAGGAGCAGAUGUCAAAUAGUCAACAUUUACCAUGUGAUCGCUGGAAUGAAGACAGUUUUAUUCCUUCAUUUACAGCACGAGU
Messenger RNA from Pungitius pungitius (ninespine stickleback), 1488 nucleotides. It is a transcript of the gene rilpl2, whose product is annotated as Rab interacting lysosomal protein-like 2. The record is from RefSeq and is a predicted model, not a curated record. NCBI's taxonomy places the organism in Eukaryota, Metazoa, Chordata, Actinopteri, Perciformes, Gasterosteidae. The transcript is spliced from 4 exons. The coding region runs from base 74 to 805 and encodes 243 amino acids. Gene Ontology annotation, molecular function: protein dimerization activity.